AUGCGCAACUGUUCCCUUGACUUAUGUUCAGCUUCACCCCCGGCACAAGGUCAGCAGUACGGUAGGCACAGUCCCAUUGGUGAAAUGACGCAACAGCAACAGCAGCAGUACCACCACCAACACCAACAACAACAGCACAACCAGCAACAGCAACAACAGCACAUGCAGCAGCAACAGCAACACUACCAACAACAACAACAACAACCAAUACACCAACAGCAGCAGAGUAUGAAUGCUUACACACAGCCCCCCCACCAAGCACACAACUACUACCCCAACCACAGCCAGGGUUACCAUAGCAACCAGAGCUCGAAUACCGUUUCUCGGACGAACACAAAUUCUAGUGAAAGCCCGUCUGUGAGUGCCGCGUCUCUAGUUAGUGUAGGCUCGGCACUGAAUGGGAACACCUCCAAUGCCACCCAGGGAUCGGCUGAGGCGGCUGCAGCGCAGAGUGAACAGGCUGAGAUUGUACAUCGCCUGCAGGACCAACUAAAUCAAACUACCGCGAAGCUCAAUGAAACAAUCGAGGAUCUGAACCAGACCACCGAGAAGUACUAUGAGACUACCACCACACUCAAGGAAGUGCAAUUGAAGCAGGAAACUGAACAGGCCGAAAGCAAUGAGAUCAUAAGUAGUCUGAGCUCUGAGAAGUCGUCGUUGGAGGAGCAGAAUUCGAUGGCGAAAGAACACAACACGCAGCAGGAGACGCUUAUGGACUUACUCAGGCAAGACCUGGAGAGAGCUAAGGCGGCUCAGGUUCAGGCACAGGGAUCGGACGAAGGAAGGACGGAACAAUUAUUCUCUGAACUAGAAGCAGCCACCGCCGCACUAUUUACCACCCAGGAUCAACUGGACGAAGUCACAGCCGAAAACACCCGAAUCAAAAGCGAGAGAGAUACGAUCGCACGAGAGCAUGAGGAGAAAGUGCAGCAGAUACAAUCCGACCUUCGCGAAGUGACGGAGACGCUUGGUUCUGAGAACGCUGGACUCAAGAGCCAAUUAUCGGCCGUUCAACAGAGCGCCGAGGCACUCGCCGAAGAAUUGGAACACGCGCGUGGGCAAAUCGGUGAGCUAGAACGUGAGAGUGAAGCCAAAACGCAACGCGAAAAUGAAGAACGGGAAGAUUGGAAACGGCAGCAAAGUGCGGAUGAAAGCGCACGAACACAACACAUGAGUGACGAAUGGGAGGCUACGGCCAGGGUGUACGCAGAGACUGAACGUCAGCUGACACAGGAGAAGGCCGAGUUGGCACGGAGGAUGGUGGCGUUGGAUGAAGAACACGCCACUGAGAUGGCGACCUUACAAUCGCAGCUGGAAUCUGAGCGAUCUGAUUGGCAGAUAAAAAUAGAAUCCGGCGAGCAAGGGAUGGUGAAGGAGCGUUCUGAUUGGUCGAGGGAGAAAGAGACCAUGGCCCACACUCGAGAGGACCUCGAGUUCAGGAUUGCGGAGCUGAACAAACAAGUGGACGCCCUGACGUCUGAGGUCAAAGCGGAGAAGACGACCACCGGCAGACUGGGCAAUGUCGAGCGACUGAUGAGCGAGGAGCUUACGGGCGCACCAGACAACUCAGAGGAUGCGCAUGCAAAGUGUAAGACAGUGAUGAAGCACCUCACUAUGGAGAUUAGCAACAACGAUCAACAACACGAACAAACAGUCGCUGCCCUUGAAAAACAGGUGUCUAUAUUACAACUGGAGGUGUCCGAAAAAAACAAUCUGGUCGCGACCAUCAAUGCGAAUGCCCAGACACUGGCGAAGGUCAACGGAAAGAAGCGCACCCUGACCCAGCAGUUGGAGGAGCUGCAGGACAGAUUCGUUGCCAUGACAACCACCCAGAUGGAUCUGGCCACCGAGAAUGAGUCGCUCAAGUACACCAACACGCAGCUGACCAAUGAGCUGCAAGAAUACAAACGCGAGAUAAACGGCGAGGAGGUCUUGUAUAUUGACCCGAAUUACGUCGACAAACUGAAACGGAGCAACAAUCUUCUGGCAACGCAGAUCAUGACACUACAAAAAGAAAAACAAUCGCUUAAACAGCAAUUGGCCCAAAAGCCCGCGCCUCAACCCGAAACACCCAAUCCUAGUACGGUUGCCAGUCCCCCCCCGGACCAAGAAGCACCCGCAAGUGCACCUGAAGUCGCGAAAAUGGACUCAAACGCACCCAAAACGGCCGACGGACAGAUCGAAGGUGCUGGUGAAGUCAAGACUGAUGGCGACGACAAAGCGCCUGUGACCGCUACUGAUAGUGCGAACGACAUCUCUGGCGAUGCGUCUGUACCAGUCACAGAACCCACGGCGGAAACCACACCAGCAGCGCACGCUCCGCCGGAAACCCAAGAACUCAACGACGCACAGGUAGAGACAAAUAAAGAGGAGCCGAAUGGGGCUGCAGAGAAGCUCCGUGAACUUACGACCCGCAUCGAAGCGCUUGAGGCGGAGAAAUCGGAGUUGGAGAGAAAGUUGGAACAUGAAACGCAAUUGGUAAACCAACUGAACGAGGAGACAGCAACCAUUCCCACAUACAUCUCCUUGUUUCAUCAGCAACGGAAAGCACUGCAGGACUCCUACAGCGAGAAGGAUGCGGAGCUUACCAGGCUGUCGCAGUUGUUGAUCGCAAAUGGCGUCAAGUUUGAAUCAAUGUCGGCCACUAAGGGGACGACUACAGCGCAUUCUGUGCCCAGCAAAGACACGCAGAAGGUACCUAUAGGAAUACAACACGUAGUACCUAUAUAA
Molecule: messenger RNA, 2730 nt
Organism: Sphaeroforma arctica JP610
Lineage: Eukaryota; Ichthyosporea; Ichthyophonida
Exons: 13
Coding region: 1-2730 (909 amino acids)
Source: RefSeq, a predicted model, not a curated record